Molecule: messenger RNA, 993 nt
Organism: Procambarus clarkii (red swamp crayfish)
Lineage: Eukaryota; Metazoa; Arthropoda; Malacostraca; Decapoda; Cambaridae
Source: RefSeq, a predicted model, not a curated record
AUGGCCGGCCCUCGCUUACAAGGUUCGUCGCGCGCUGACUGCUGCAGCUCCCCAAGGGCCCGUCGCCCCGCAGCUCCUCAAGGGCCCGUCGCCCCGCAGCUCCUCAAGGGCCCGUCGCCCCGCAGCUCCUCAAGGGCCCGUCGCCCCAGCUCCUCAAGGGCCCGUCGCCCCGCAGCUCCUCAAGGGCCCGUCGCCCCGCAGCUCCUCAAGGGCCCGUCGCCCCGCAGCUCCUCAAGGGCCCGUCGCCCCGCAGCUCCUCAAGGGUCCCGUCGCCCGUCGCCCCGCAGCUCCUCAAGGGCCCGUCGCGCCGCAGCUCCUCAAGGGCCCGUCGCGCCGCAGCUCCUCAAGGGCCCGUCGCGCCGCAGCUCCUCAAGGGCCCGUCGCGCCGCAGCUCCUCAAGGGCCCGUCGCGUCGCAGCUCCUCAAGGGCCCGUCGCCCCGCAGCUCCUCAAGGCCCGUCGCCCCGCAGCUCCUCAAGGGCCCGUCGCCCCGCAGCUCCUCAAGGGCCCGUCGCCCCGCAGCUCCUCAAGGGCCCGUCGCCCCGCAGCUCCUCAAGGGCCCGUCGCCCCGCAGCUCCUCAAGGGCCCGUCGCCCCGCAGCUCCUCAAGGGCCCGUCGCCCCGCAGCUCCUCAAGGGCCCGUCGCCCCGCAGCUCCUCAAGGGCCCGUCGCGCCGCAGCUCCUCAAGGGCCCGUCGCGCCGCAGCUCCUCAAGGGCCCGUCGCGCCGCAGCUCCUCAAGGGCCCGUCGCGUCGCAGCUCCUCAAGGGCCCGUCGCCCCGCAGCUCCUCAAGAGCCCGUCGCCCCGCAGCUCCUCAAGGGCCCGUCGCCCCGCAGCUCCUCAAGGGCCCGUCGCCCCGCAGCUCCUCAAGGGCCCGUCGCCCCGCAGCUCCUCAAGGGCCCGUCGCCCCGCAGCUCCUCAAGGGCCCGUCGCGCCGCAGCUCCUCAAGGGCCCGUCGCGCCGCAGCUGGACGGCCUCGGGAGCAAAAAUGAGAUAA